Caenorhabditis elegans is the source of this 2532-nucleotide messenger RNA. RefSeq names its product MATH domain-containing protein (gene math-28). NCBI's taxonomy places the organism in Eukaryota, Metazoa, Nematoda, Chromadorea, Rhabditida, Rhabditidae. The transcript has 12 exons. The record is from RefSeq and is marked reviewed. Bases 1 to 2532 code for a protein of 843 amino acids.
AUGUUUCCACUUUAUAAUGAGUUUCUACUGCCCGCUGUGUCAAGUGGCCCCAGGAAAAAAUUUUCCCUGACUUAUGCUGCUAAGAAUUUGUCGCAAUUUGUUGCCGGAGAGAAACAGUUUAGCAAUGAAAAAGUAUUGUUUGGUAUCCCAUGGAGGUUGGUGGUCUUCGAAAACCACGAUGAAAUAGUCGGACUAUCACUAAGCUGUGGACAAUGUGUACAAGACUCGAGAAAAUGGUCAUUGUCAAUUGAAGUUGAGCUCAAAUUGAUGUCAAGCUCUGAGAAGGGUUUUAGCAAGGUCAGAAGGCUGCUCGUGAAAACGUUAACCAAAAUUGAGCUGCAACUUCUCGACACUGAAGACUUGAUAGAAAACUUUGUGUCCGCGGAAAGUGUGAGAAUUCAAGUUGAUGUGAAAAUUUUGGAACAGAAAGAAUUAAAAUAUGAAACCAAAAUUUUUGAACUAACUUACCCUAUUCAAAAUCUGGCAAGAUUUGAGAACAGAGAAUCACAAUCAAGUGAUGUAAGGGAGUGCUUUAAAGUUCCAUGGAGUAUCUUCGUUGAAAAAAACCAUGACUUUCUCAGCUGUCAUCUGAUGUAUGAAAAAGAGCUGUGCACUCCGAAUGACUGGCAUAUCCAGGGAGUUUGUACAUUUUAUCUGAAAUCUGAUGAAGGAAAAUCGUUCUGCAACUUCUAUGAAAUUGAUCUCAAAGGGCCUGGAACGUCGGGCGAUGAUCACUUUAUCAAAUGGGAGGAUCUGAUAAGGAAUUAUUCAAUCGACGAUAGUGUAACAGUGAUAGCUCGCGUGCAAAUCACUAGCUUGAAAAGAUCAUUCAUGAAGGAAGGGCCCAUUUCAAAGAGUUUCGUGAUCUCUCAACAAUUCGGUGGCAUUUCUAGCGUCUUGGAAGGUGAAACUCUCAUAGGCAGUGAGGAGAAGAGAUUCAAUAUUCCGUGGACAAUAAAAAUGCAACGCAGGUCGGGAUUUGUCGUGAUUUUUCUAUAUUGUCGGAGAAAAUCCUAUCCACAUCAAAUUUGGACGGUUUACGCGAAAUGCUGGUUCAAGUUGGUGUCAGCCAACGGGAAAAGUUUGAUGAGACUUCAAAAUGCUGUUUUUCAAUGCGAAGACACUUGUGAAUUGGAUAAGUUCACCAGAUGGGAGGAUAUGAUGACGGAUUAUGCGAUUGACGAUUAUGUGACUAUAGAGGCUCAUGUUGAAAUUUAUGAUAUUGUUGAAAAGGAUAUUGAUUUAUUGGCACCUUCACUGAGCAAUGCCCUGGAUGAACAGACUUUUUAUGCAGGAAGCUUCUUUUCAGCUUUCACAAUCAGUAAUAUUUCGAGAUUUGAAGAUGAUGAGAAACAAUGGGGUAAUACGGAAAAACGUUAUAAUAUUCCAUGGAGGCUGCGAGCGAAAAAAUCAUUUGAUUUUCUCGAAAUUAAUCUGUUCUGCGACGAAGAAAAUAUUAUGACUACCAAUAAAUUGGUAGAAGCGGAAUGCACAUUUUGUUUGGUGUCCUCUAAUGGAAAUUCCCUAAAACAAAAAUUGAAACUCUAUUUUGGAAGACCGGGUGGUCAAGGCGUCUGUAGAUUAGUUGAAUGGUCAGAGCUGGAAGAGGAUUAUGCGGUCAAUGACAGAGUGGUAAUCGAAGCGCAUGUGAAAAUUAAAAAGGUUCGAGAACUUUCACACGAACCUCUACCAAUUGAAAGAAGCUGUGUCUUGUCGCAUACUGUAAGAAAUAUUGCCAACAUGGAAGAAAGCAAUUUUAUUUUCAAUAUAACAGAGGAAUGGUAUUAUGUUUUAUGGGGCAUAUCUUUAAAGUGUAACAGUGGAUUUGUUGAGCUACAACUGAACUGGGAAAAUGAGCUCUUUGAGAAUGAAUCUUGGACUAUUCAGACUAGAUUUCAACUUUCGCUCAUUGGAGCUAAUGAAAAAAGAAUCACACAGUAUUUCGAGCACACUUUCGAUAAACCAGGCUCAAGUGGGGAUUCAAAGUUCUUGAGAUGGGAGGAUAUGGUGAAUAAUUAUGCGAUAGAGGACAGUGUCAGAGUUGAAGCUUGUGUGAGGUUUAUUCAUGUGAUAGCUACUCCUCCGCAGAAAUCAUUUGCAAUGUUUUAUACUCUCGGAAACCUCUCCAAUGUUCUGGAAGAGGAACAUCACUUCAGUCUAACCGAGAAGCACUUUGAGAUUCCAUGGAGAAUUUCGGUGCAACGAAAACGCAUGUGCAUUUUGAUCUACCUGCAUUGCGACAAGCCUUACAGCAACAACGAAGACUGGUCGAUUCAAGCUGAAGUACAUCUUAUUUUGGUUUCAGACACAGGAAGAACAUCUACUGAUAGGGUCACUCACAUUUUCGAAAAACCAGAAGGGAUAUGUUGGACGAAGACAUUAAAUUGGCAAGACAUGGAGAAGGACUUCAUGGUUGAUGACAGCGUUAGAGUUGAGGCUCGUGUUAAAAUAGUGGACGUCAAGAAAGUUGAGAAGAAACUCGCUAGAGUGGUUGAGGAUGCAAAAGCACCCCCCAAAGCUUCCAAAAAUUGA